UACCGUUUUCUAACAGUUCAUUAAUAUAUCAAAUUGAAAAACAUAAAAAUAAAACUUCUGCGUUAUUAAAUUAAGAAUGCAACCUUUAAGAAAAAAGGUCACGAAGCAAUAGUAGUUAACGAUGAUUUAACACUAAAAUCAAUUAAAUCUUUGAAGAUAGAAGCAGCCCCAGGCAAAAUCCAGUACGUGGGGACCCCUUUCGGUCCCCUGGAGCGAAACGUGCCCGAAGCUUCGCAUGAUUCGCGCAAAGGAUGGAAAGCAAAGCAACCAUUUCGAUUCAGGAUGGAACUCCGGUACCGGGACCCACUCUGAGGCCUGGUAGGCAGGUAAGUCGGCACGGAUGGCUGGCUGGCUUGCUUGGAGGAGUUGCAGGAGAGUGCCAUGGUAGAGGGGCUUCCCUGGCUGUGGCUGCCGCUUGCGGGCACGAACCGCGCUACCGCCGUCAGCAGGCAGUCUUAUUACGCCCGCACUCAACUACGCGAACUAAGUACUCUUCUUAGGCCGGGCAAACAUUUGAAUAACAAUCGCGAGUUAGCUUAUCACGCGAAUCAAACGUACGUACUUUGAACGGUGUUCAUUGUACUGCACGUAUCAUUUAAGUCUUGUAGUACGAGGCAGGGGUACACAGAUUUUCCGCAUGGACACGCACGUUCGAUCGUGCCGACAAGGACUCGCGUUUCAAACAGACGGAACCAAUCUUGAAAUAAGUUAGUCAAACGAGCUGAGAGGCGGUGAAGAUCCCUUGAGUUCGAUUGGUCGGCCAAGACCUGCUGCUCGGUCAGAGCUUCUUGUCGGAGGUUGGAAUCGGUCGACGAUACUAUCUCGAUCAUUGACGCGUUCCGAGAUACCGGUCAGUGUGAAGACUGCUUAAUAGCGAGGAACAUGUGCAACCAGGGAAUAGUGGCGAGGCUGAUGUUGCCGGGGAACGACGAGCUAUACUGUGACCACUCUGUUCUCCACGAAUCCUGACUGAUUCCAUCUUCGUAUCACCAGCUGACUAUCGACCGGGCCGAAGUUGAAUCGCGACGCGGUGAAUAUAAUAUUUGUUCGAAAGUUUGUACGGGUGAAAAUCGUGAUACGACGGACUUUAAUACAAAGUGUUGGUUCGAGUUAACGCGUACGGUGUACAGAAACGAGUCUUUGGCAAAAGAGAGCCGGUAUGUACGCGAAAUUACACGUUUUCACGUACAUUCGGUACGCUAUGAACAUCAACCUUCUCGGAUCUAACGGGUGCUUCUUAACUAGAUGCGUAUCGACGAACUGAAGGAUGUUCGCUAGACUCUGCAGACAGGCUCCGAAUGGGGACCUGAAGAGACGGCACUCUUGGAGCAGCGAGGUCGACUACCAGCCAGCGGAAACGGAAGCUGUAGCGACCCCGGAAGAAGAUCCCGCUGCCCCGUCCCCAGAAGAGGAGGACAGAACCUCUUACAAGGAACAUGGCUGUUCGGUGCAGACGGUGGACCUGGUGGCGGACUGUCCUUUGCAGGUGGUGACACCGGCGUCGAGGUCACCGUCACCACCCAGAUCGGCGACGCCUGCGACGCCCUCCACGCCCCUCGCACCGCCGAAGAGCAUGGGGCAACGGUCAAGCACCCUCUUGCGCCCCAAGAUCUCUUUGACCUGGGUCCUCCGUGGACAACAGCAACCUGCGUCCACCAAUAAUCAGACGACUAUCAAUGGGAAUACAGGUGGGAACGACGAUCGGGAGAGCUUGUCACGAGAUGGUAAAGAGAGGUCCUCCAGGAGGAGCGUUAAGAGCGUGAAGGAAAAGGAUGCUGGCAAGGAGAACUUGGAUACUGAGAAACGAGAAAAGAAGAUUCUCCAUAGGAUCGAGAAGAUUGAGAGGACAGAAAAGUCUAUCGGCAAGGAGGUGCUGGUGAACGAGAGGUCUCUCGACAGCCCUUUGGACAAGCAAUCCGAGAAGGGAUUUCCCGGAUUGAAAGACACAAAAGAAAAGGAGAAAGUUAAGAGGGCAGUGUCCGAACCGUCUCUCGUGUCUCGGGAGUCAACGUCCACGCCGAGUGGUCGUGAGAAGCACAGACAUCGGAGGACCAAACGUUCUCACAAGCCUAGACCUCCUAGCAGGUUCGGUUACGAAAUUGCGGACCUCGAUGCGUUUCUCACGAAGGCCUCGAUAGAGAAACCCGCCAACAUUCCCGUGGUUCUGUCCUUCCCAUCUGUCCUGUACCAAACCCAAGGAGGUACUCAAGACGAGAUGGCUCUACCACUUGGAACAGUGGUGAAUGCUGUAUUCAAGAACCAGACCUGGUUGUACGUUCAAACUCCCCAUGGACAAGAAGGAUACGUUGGGUAUGCUGCGUGCCUACCACUUGGAAUCUUACCGCAACCAACGCGGGGUCCAUGCUGGGAGGAUUCAACGGAUGUAUUUCCUCGUCCUCUAGGUAACAUGACCGACACUGAGAAAUUAAGGGACACCCGAUCAGAGUGCGGGGCUCGUGGUAGAAAUCCAAGAGUAAGACGAAGUUCCAGAGACGCGGUUUCAGCCUGUGGAGAACGCAGCGUUGAUAGAUUGUAUCUUAGAGCCGCGGCAAACGCUAGAACCAAAGGAUCCCGUCAUACUUUACUCGUGAUACGCAGCGACUAUGAAGGCCAAGGUGGAAACGCUCUGAGCGUUUCUAAAGGUGACGUCGUUGCUCUGCUUAGCGAUCACGUAAGCGACUGGUUCUGGGUUCGUUCGCGGGACGGCAGAGAGGGCUUCAUACCUGCUGUGAUCGCAGGUCACGGCUUUCUUUAACUAUAGUCCUCUAGGAUUUAUGAAUACAUUGUUCAAUGUAUGUAAGAGACUGUCGCAUUACAAGGAGCCAUGAUUAACGAACGGAUACUUGUAUAUUUGUAAAAAGUUUUAUACUAUAUUUUAUAAAAUGCAUAUUGUAUUAAUA
Osmia bicornis bicornis is the source of this 2900-nucleotide messenger RNA. RefSeq names its product MAP7 domain-containing protein 1. Bases 1268 to 2755 code for a protein of 495 amino acids. The transcript is spliced from 10 exons. The record is from RefSeq and is a predicted model, not a curated record. Gene Ontology annotation, molecular function: protein binding. Lineage: Eukaryota; Metazoa; Arthropoda; Insecta; Hymenoptera; Megachilidae.